UUUUAAUAGUAGUAUUAUUCAAUGUGUUGAUAUGUUUGUGUAAAAAUAAAAGUGUAUUAAAUUCGGUCUUUUUUCUAUUAUUCCAUUUCUAAGAAUAACAGAUAUUCCCAGAAUUAUCAAUACAAUCAAGUCACAACAGCAUCCAAGAGUUCAGAUUCAACUAUCAAAAUUCAACGAUUUUUCGCCUCUCCUUCAGCUUCAGCACUCUCAUCCUAUUCACUCAAGACUAGAUCUGCAGAAGCUGUGAAAACCAGCACCACACCAAAUCAGCAACAGAGGUCAAAGGUAUGAAUAGGGGCUCUUUGCUGGUAAUUUUAUAAUAACCAUCUUCAGGAUUAUAUUGUGGGUGAGCAUCAUUCCAUCUUAUUCGUAAAGCAGGUUUAUUUAUAGAGAACCCUCCUGUAGAGUUUGAGUUGAAUUUGCUUGAGAUGAUGCAGCUCCUUACUUUGCUAGUUGGUUGGUUAUACAAUAGAUCAAUACUCCAUUGACACAGUCGACUACAUGGGAAUGGGAAUGGGAAUCCAAGCCAUGAUAUCUAAUAUGUUUGUACUCCUGGUUAAUGGAGGAUUUGGAUAUUAGAGAACCUAGUGGAGAAUGGUUAUGAAACAAAAAUCGAUGUACGCUGCCUAAAAAGUGUCCUGAGAUGAGUUUAUUAAAAAUGAACCUUCUAAGAGUCAUUAAGAAUUCGGGUAUAUCGGAGCCCUGCAAAAGAUAAAGUCGGCAUUGGAUAAAGCCAGGCGAGAACCCGGUUUGCACCUCUGGUAGUUCUUCCUUGUCCAUUGUUCUACGUUUAUGUAUGUUCUGGACACAUUAAAAUCGGGUGGUUGCCUGCCUGGUCUUCAUCUCUUCUUAUGACCAUCCCAUAAUGUAUCCAGAUCAUACAUAAAUCUAGAACAAUGAAGAAGCAAGAACUAAGAGGGGUACAAACCGGGCUCUCGUCUGGCACAGAAAAAUCCUAUAUAGAGGAAGGACAUUUAGAGAUUUGAGAUUAGUAUUCAAAGGCAAGAAAAUGGUUUUGUUUAAUCUAUGUAGACUGAUAUACUUCCUCUAUGUCACGAGCAAAGUCCUGUUUCAGCACAUAAUAACAAGUCAACAACAGUUGGCUUUACGAAGGAAAUAGGAACUGGCGACGCACUGAUAAAGAUAGUUUGAGAUGUUGAAGAGUGAGCAGAUAAUUAUUUAUAUAGGAUCUCAGAAGAACCAAUGAUUUUCUUGUUACUGGAUGUUGCCAUUUUAUUGAAAGAGCGAAGAAUACUAUUUAUUGAUGAUAUGAUAAAUCCACCGCUUUCGAUAGCGUGUAGUGUCCCUGCGUACUCUAAUUUCUGCAGCACUUUGAAGCAUCUUUCAACUUUUACUCCUUUGUUAGGAGGUUCCUAUGCGAGAGGAGAGUGAAAGGACGAGGGAUCCACUAAACGACUGAGAAGAAUAUUAACAGGGGAAGUCCGCAGGGCUAAGUUAUGAAUCUGGCUCUAUCAAAGCUAGUCUUCGAUCAAAUUCAAGCAAGCUUCGAUUAUGUCUGAAUUGGAGAGGUCUGCCAUCAAAUAAACUCCAACCCGCCCUGGCCGGAUUCGAAUGGGUUCCGUUAGGCUACGAAAGGAUAAAGCAGGCAAUGCUUGACCACCCUCGACCACCAAGCCCUUAUCUAAAUGUGCCAACCAAACUACUUGUUCUGAUAUAUCCCUUGAGGGAAAUGUUUGGAUCAUAGAGAAAUAGAAUAAACAAGAAUAGGGAAUCCCGUUCCUCGCCUGCUGAAUCACAAACACGGCCGAGCAAAUUUGGUGUCAUAUACUGCUAUGGAGCUUAUGUGAAAAAUGAAUGAAGAAAAUUGGAGCUUAUGUUACAUGACAGACCGACUUCAUUCGGCUCCUGAAGGAAAAGAAUUAUUCAGACUUCAUGGAUAUGUAAAAAGGUGGAAGAACAGUGGGCACACGUAUAACUCACCUUAUUAACCCGCUAAUGCCUUAACCUGUAAGGCAGCAAUACCGGUAGAGGAAAUACAUUUAUGUUAUAAAGGUAUUUACCAUGCAGAAUUCCAGAAAAUGCUGCUAAUCAAAUAGGUAGUCCUAAAAAUGAAGCCAAUGAAGAGGACAAAUUAUUUUUCAGCAUUAGACAGAGGUUUACCUAUUUUCAGGAGAAGCCUGUUCAUCUUAACCAUUUUCAUCUCCCUAAAAAGUUAUCCAAGACCAAGAAUCAAAAAAUGACAGUUAGACUGAGGCCAAGACAAGUUCUUUGUUCUAAGUGUAAAUCCAUUUGUAAUGAAAACUCAGAAAAUGUGAACUCUUAUCCAACUAGAAGUAAGAAACCUGAACCACCUGAUAGUAGUCCUCGGUCUUUGUUUUCAGAAAAUAGGAGGGAUAAUCAACUCCCAAAUAAUUCUCCUCCAAAGCUUUGCCCGACAUUUGUUCAAAGAAUACCUAGACUGCCAAAUAGUGACAACAAUUCUAUUAAUGGGAACCUUACUUCUCCAAUUUCUCGUAGUGAAGAAUUUUGGUUUAAACCCUCUGAUGACAGUAAUAUAAAUAAACUCCCUUGUAAUGUUGAGACAUUGCCAGAUGAUGAAAAUGAUAGACAAAUGGUGCUUAGGAAAAAAAGAAGUGUAGGUUCAAUGGAGGACUUAUGGGAUGAAACUGUUUUCGAGGAAGGUUCCAAAAAGGCAAAAACUACUCCUGUCAUUAAGAUCUCAUUUGGUUCACAAGGUGAAGGUACAGUUUUAAAAAUUCCAUCAAAAGUGCAGUUGUGUAGUGAGAGUGAAACUGAAGAUAAACAAAAAGUGCCAAGUGCUUCUAAAGCUGCUAAAAAAGCUAUGAAAAAAGCGAAAAAAGAGGCCAAAAGAAAGGAAUUGACAGAAUCUCCUGUUAGUCAUAAAAGUCCUUCCCCUUCAGAGCUUCAGUAUAGGAAACAUAGACAUAAAGUUAAACAUAAAAAGAAACAUAAGACUGAAAAACCAGAUGAAGAAAUCAAAGAAAGAUGUUUGAAACAGAAACUUUCAAUUAAUUUAAGGAGGCUUAACUCAAACACUUAUGAAAAAACUGAUCUUAGUAGUGGCGAAUCAAGUCUUAGUUCAGAAGACAUCCCAGACUUUCCAGUAGCCAAUUCUAUUGACGGUUAUAAGGAUGUUACCUCAUGUAAAACUGUCAAUGGCAACACAUUCGCUGUUGGUGAUAUUGUAUGGGGUAAAAUUCAUGGAUUUCCUUGGUGGCCAGGAAAGGUAUUAAAUAUUUUAAUUAGACAAGAUAGUGAUGAGUGGGAUGCCCAUGUGUCAUGGUAUGGAUCUUCGACUGCAUCGCUUAUGCCCUGUGAUCAGCUUUCACCUUUUCUAACAAAUUUUAAGAUAAGAUAUAACAGAAGAAAAAAGUCUGCAGGGUACAAAGAAGCCAUUAGACUAGCCACAAAUGAAGCAUCUGCUUCGAACCCAGAAGUUAUCUGUGACACCCUUCUUGCUGUUAACGAGGGUCCAUUAUAGUCACUGUGGCUUAUGGUAUGCGUUUCACUUCUUACAGAUGAAAUGUUAAUAGCUUUAAAACAUUUUAUUUUAUAAUAUUCACUCGAAUUUUAAUAUAAAUUUUAUAUAUUUUCAAUGAGCAAUUUUGUUUGAAUUAUUUUAAUUUUUAUUUUUUUAUAUCUUACAUAUUUUAGUUUGCACUAAAAAAAAAAAGCACUUAUAUUUAAUGUAUUUUUCGUUUAUAGAUAUUAAGUGAUAAAAUGGAGUUACCACAUUCGAAGCUGAUUUAUGGCUACUUUCCAAAGCCAAUUUGUUUAUAGUAAUUUGUUGUAGAAGUAGCAUUAAUCCUUAGCAAAGUUUAGAAGUAAUUUUUAUUUUAUUUUUUUUCAUUGUAAUUUGUUAUUUUUAUUUUCAUAAUGAGAGCUCUUUAUUUUUGUAUUUUAGAAGUGUUAGAAAAAUAAUUAUCAUGACAUAAGUAAUUGGUGACAGAGAAAAUUUUUAUUUAAAUUGGAGAAAAUUUUUAUUUUCUUAAUUUUAUAAGGGAAUGUAAGUAGAAUUGUAGCUUAACAAAAUUUAAUUAAAAAGAACUGAAAUUUUGUUAAAUUUCUUUUAUUUUAUUUCAUUAAAUUUUCAAUGUUAGGAUCAUCAUGAAACUUUUUUAUUUUCAUGUUUUAGGUUUCAUUUGUAUGAUAUCUGUUAUGUUUUCUAUAUAAUAUAAAUAAUGGAAGGUGUAUGUAGCUCCAUAACAAUUUUUUUUUUUUAAUUAUAACAUAUUUUGACUUAGAAGCAAUAUGACAUAUCUCAGUUUCAGAUAUGAUGAUGUCUGUUUCAAAUCUUGAAUUAUAAUAUAGUAUUAACUAAGCUGAUUUAACUUAGGAAAAGUCAGAUUCAUAAACAACAUGCAAUAAUGAGGCAUUAACGUUACAAAAGUACAGAAAUAUGCCAUUAGUUAGAUCAUAUUGUUUCUAAAGCUAUGACAUAAAACUUUUGAUCUCUAUGGCAUGAUAAAAUAUUGUCUUAAUUAGCAUAAAAAUGCUUGUAAUAGACAGUAAAAACUGUGAGUAUCGACCGGAAAAAUCUUUGAUUAUAUAAAUAUUUUCUAGGCCUUUGUAUUAAUAAAUUCAGUUAAAGAAAAAGUUCACUGUUAUUAUAAAUCAUGUACAAACAUGAUCUAUUUUUGUGAAGAUGAUUUAGAAGUUGCAUUAUCUUGGUUGUUUCAUAUUUUCAAUUACUUAAUUCAAACAAAAAUAAAAAAAUUGUUCAUUGCUCAGUUUAGUUGAUUGACCCCUUGAUAAGAUUAAAUAUUGUAAUAUGUGAAACGCUUACCACGUCAUUAGAAUCCACCCACCAUUUAAAGAGUUACUGUCACUGCCUUUGCUUUCGUAAUUCGUUUAUCUUGUGAUAUACAGAUUACGGGUAUCUCUUCUAUACAGGUUACUAAUUAUUUUCUCUUUAAUUUUGAAGAUAGUAUUUAAAAAAUGUUUGCAUAUUUAUUUAUAUUUAUGAACACUUUAUCAGACUAGUUGAUCAAUUUAAUAGGAACCAAAAUGUAACCUAUAUUUUUCUGAUAAAAUUAAGGUGUAUAUACAUGUUAACAAAUCAAAAAUCCAAAAAUUAUAUAAAAAUUUAUUUUGUUCUAAUGAAGGAGUAUAUGUAUGCGUAGAAUUUGAAAAAAGAUGUAUAUACAUGUUCACAAACCAAAAAACUUAAAAUUAUAUAAAAUUUAUUUUGAAUAUAGUGUAGUUAAUCAAAUUAUAUAUAAAUAUUUAUGUACAUUUCAACAGGUAGUAUCUCCUAUUUUGGUAUUAGCUUUUGUAUGUCUGAAUAAGAAAUUCAACACCUAGCUAAAAGAGUAAUGAAGCAAUAUUUUAUUUUGAUUCUAAAUUCAAGUUUAUUUGCCAUUUAGCUUUUCUUCAUUUACGUAUUUCCUUUAACUGUAUGUGUAGAUAAACCUAAAUCUAUUUGUGCUCGUCUUGUUGGUUUUGAAUAAGCCUUUUCAUUUAUUCAAAUGUUUUCUUAAUUUCUCUCAUCUUAAAAAAUAAUUCUUGUCUAUUAUUAUUUAUAUGCCUUUCUCUUAAUCACUUACCUGGUACUGUAGGCUUCUAUUACUUUUCUUGUGCUCUGGUCUUGACUCUACCUGGGAACGUGUCUGAAUCAUUUUAGCUGGUAUUUAUGGAAAGUAUCUUUUAACUAUGGUGUUUGUUUCUUAUAAUUUUGUAGCAAAGUACUCUUAAGUCACUUUAUUGCCUUCAGUCUCAUGCUUUGAUUUGGUAAAAAGUCAGUUGUAUUUAUUGACCUCAUUAGUCAAUGACAAUCUAAUUCUACUUACACGUAUCAGGUUAGGGUUAAAUAUGAAAUUUUACCUCAUUUCAUAACCUUCUUUUUUCUAAUUGUAUUAUUUUUACUUCUAAAGUUGUCCUUCCCAUGGCGACAUUUUUUCUCCAAAUUUCACUUGAUUGAAAUUAAUUUGAAUGCUUUGUCAACUUGUUUGAUAAAUUUAUUUAAAAAACAAUGAAUUGAGGUUUUAAAAAUUAGAUAGUAAAUUGCAAGAGUAAAUGAAAUUAAAUAAGAGAAGCACAAAGAUAAGCUUAUUUUUUAUUGUUAGAUAUUAGUUAGGAAAGAUAAGGUUGUCAGUUUUAGGCAGAGAACGAACAUCAGUUCUGUAUUCCUAAGUACGGCCAAAAACACUUAUUAUACUUGUAUGAAUAGGUGAUUUAAUUAAUCACUGGCAUUUUACAGUGACUAUUUAGUUAAAAUGGUCAAUCCAAUUCAUGUUUUCUUGUAUUUAAUUACUAUUUGUUCACCUUUUAGCCCAAAUGUGGUAUUAAUUCAUUAUUAAACAUUCUAUUAUGUCAAUUUAUGAAUAAAAUAUUAACUGUAUGAAGUUUAUUUGAAAAAUACUUCAUUUGGAUUUUUAAUUUUCAUAAAAACAAGUUGCUUCUUCUUGAUAAAGGUGUUGAAUUUUUAUGUAUAGUAUAUAUCAUAUAAGAAAUCCGCUAAUCUGAGUUCAAAAUAAUAAUGUUACAAAUUCUAUAUUGUAUAUUAAUAGUCUACAAUAAAGAUACAGAAAUAUUGGUUUAGUGUCUUGAACAUAUUUUGGGAAAUUAUUAUUUAUUGGAGAUACUUAUUUGAGGAUUAUAUUUAUAUUCUAGUAAUUAAUGUAUAUAUGAACAUUUAUAACACUAAAUUAUCAGAUUGUUGGAGGAAAAAAUCUAAUGAAAACAUGAAAAAAAAAAUCAAAUGUAUUGAAAAGUAUUUUCAAACUGUGGUGAAGUUUUAUGCCUUAAUCAUUCUUUUGAAACAUUUUAAUAUGUAUGUAUGUUAUUGUUAUGCAGUGAUUAUUUUUUAAUGCUCAUGUGUCUUAUAUUAGUCCAUUAUGAGUUUAGUUAUUAAAAUUUUGUGAUAUACAUAGUUCGUUCGGUGUGCUAAUUAGGAAUUAUUGUGUAUAUUAUACGGCGAUUAAAUAAUCUUAAUUUUGUACUAUACUGUUUAAAUUGUUAAAGAAAAUUAAUAUAUAAAAAUGUUUUGUAUAUAUGGAUAAUGCUGUAUAUAUAUUAUUUAAUUGUUCAUUAUUUAUACUUAUUUUUGAGACCAUUUUGAUUUAUUAUUUGCUCUAUAGUUUUUCUUAAAUUAAUUUUUUUUUUAAUGUAUUUAUACGUAUACACCGGAUUGUUUUCACUAGUCGUUAUUAAAUACUUUAUGGAAGCAA
Messenger RNA from Nezara viridula (southern green stink bug), 7151 nucleotides. Lineage: Eukaryota; Metazoa; Arthropoda; Insecta; Hemiptera; Pentatomidae. The record is from the annotation of a GenBank genome assembly.